GGAGUAUAUGUUGAGGCCAUGUCCUCGGACAGGGAGGGGUAAGAGAGAUUGCUUUUCUUGAGAUCGUUAUACACCUUCCGUUCCUCACAAGACUUCACGAUUGAACGCAAAGUUCCCCAAUCGCAGAGCCUCGCCUAUCGAAUCAAGUCUUCGCCAUACAAGAUGGGUUCCGUUGGAGAGCCAGACGUUCCUUAUACGGACGUGCUCCUCGUCGGAGCAGGAUUCGCUACAUACACUCUUCUCAACAGACUCCGCAAGUUGGGACUUUCGGUCUCCAUCUAUGAGAAGGGUGCUGCUGCUGGCGGUAUCUGGUACUGGAACUGCUACCCAGGUGCUCGCGUCGACUCGGAUACCCCGAUCUAUCAGCUCUUCGACAAAGAGCUUUGGGAGGACUUCACCUACAAAGAACGUUAUCCUGGCGGCCCGGAGCUCAGGAGAUACUUUGAGCAUGUCGACAAGAAGUGGGGCGUGAGCAAGCACACUACAUACAACAAGUGUGUGGAGCACGCCAACUUCGACGAGAAGACGAAUACCUGGUUGAUCGAGUGCACCGACGAGACGACCAUCCGCUGCCGCUGGUUCAUGCCCAAUAUCGGAUUCGCUUCCAAGCAUUACUCCCCUCCCUUCCCUGGCUUGAGCAACUUCAAGGGUGACGUAUUCCACACGGCGAAAUGGCCACAGCACAAUGUCAGCCUCAAGGGCAAGCGUGUUGCGGUCGUUGGUACAGGAGCUUCCGGCAUCCAGACUAUCCAAGAGAUCGGGCCCAAGGUGAAGCACCUCACCGUCUACCAGCGAACUCCCAACAUGUGCCUACCAAUGAACCAGCACCCAUUGGAUCAAGAAGAGGAAGAGAGGAAGAAGAAGGAUGGAACAUACGAGAAGCUCAUCAACGACACCCGCAGCACGUUUGCUGGCUUCACCUACGACUUUGCCGAGAAGAACACAUUCGACGAUACCCCAGAGCAGAGAGAGCAGUUCUAUGAAAAGCUAUGGCAAGAGGGCGGCUUCCGAUACUGGCUCAGCACCUACAAGGACAUGCUCUUCGACAAUGAAGCCAACAUGGAGGCAUACAAGUUCUGGAGGAAGAAGGUCCUCGCUCGCGUCAAGGAUGAGGAGAAGCAGAAGAUCCUUGCACCAGAGGUCCCACCUCACCCAUGGGGAACAAAGCGCCCCAGUCUCGAGCAGCGCUUCUACGAGGUUGUCGACGCCGACAACGUGACCAUCAUCGACGUCAACGAGAAUCCCAUCGAAGAUGUCAAGGCCGAGGGUCUUGUCACACCGAAGGGCCUGCAGGAGAUUGAUAUCUUGAUCCUUGCUACAGGCUUCGAUUCGGUCACUGGCUCGCUUGGCCAGCUCAACAUUCAAGACAACAAGGGUCAGACCAUUGCCAACCACUGGAAGGACGGAUGCAAGACAUCCAUGGGAAUUGCCAUUCCUGGCUUCCCCAACAUGUUCUUCUGCUACGGUCCACAGGCACCUACUGCCUUCUCCAAUGGACCUAGCUGCACCCAGUUCCAGGCCGAGUGGAUCGAGGAGUUGAUGAAGCGAGUUCAGAAGGAUGGUAUCACCCGUGUUGAGGCUACCGACGAAGCUGAGGCCGACUGGUGCAAGAGGAUGAACGAGAAGUGGGACGCCUCUCUCUUCCCACAGGCCAAGUCCUGGUACCAGGGCGCCAACAUUCCCGGCCGCAAGGUCGAGCCUCUCAACUGGUCCGGCGGCAUGGUCGAGUACGUCGACUCCCUACACAAGAGCUUGGAGAACGACUACCAAGGCUGGAAGAUUCAGAAGGAGACCAAGGCUUAG
This is a messenger RNA of Zymoseptoria tritici IPO323, 1803 nucleotides long. RefSeq lists its product as uncharacterized. Bases 163 to 1803 code for a protein of 546 amino acids. Gene Ontology annotation, molecular function: oxidoreductase activity. Lineage: Eukaryota; Fungi; Ascomycota; Dothideomycetes; Mycosphaerellales; Mycosphaerellaceae. The transcript has 7 exons. The record is from RefSeq and is a predicted model, not a curated record.